CUACUGUACAUACAUUAUAUUGAUUCUCAACCGAUCGAGCCAUCACAACAGGAAACUCGUGCAAGUACUUACAGAAGCUCUGUAACAUUUUAUCGCAAAGAUUACCAAGCAGAUAGCUUGUACCCAGUUGUAUUAACUGCUCUGAAAAUUCGUUAUUUUCAUCAGAUUUGAAGAAAGAAAGCCAUGGAAAUCACCGAUUUCAUAACACCAACCCCAUCGGUUUUGAAUGAAGAUUGCGAUGGAAGCUUCCUGAAACGAUUGUCCCUGUACUCUACGCUUCGCCAAGAAGAUUUAGAAUCCGUACUGAGAACCAGUGAGGUUCACGAAUCCGGAAGGACCGACUGUAAUAUUCCAUUAAAAGGAAUCGCCUGUCCCUACAGAUCCCUGCCAUCAGGACAAGACAAGACGCCAUUUUGUUCAGACAAAGAUUCAAUUGAGGAAGAGGCGCCCUCGGCAGAAAAUUUGACCACCGGCCAGAGUUUGACCUUGAUACCGGAGGACAUCCCCGUCCAAUAUACAGUACACGGUAUCCACCCUCAUGAGUUCCCCGUCAAAGGUUUCUAUGUGGACCGGCGAGUCUGCCCUGGUUUCCGGUACAAGGUGCGCUUCGUCAGCAGGAGGGAUGACGUCUUUGACGGUAAAGGGCGCUGCCUGUUGUCAGUCGGCAUGGGGUAUGGAAAACGCUUGACCUUCAAGGGAGACAAACUCAACGUCAACGACUGUUUCUUUUGGUCAGACAACGACGAAGAUGGUUACGCAUUCAGUCACGAUGUCCUGGAGAAGGGCGAGAAAUUCAUUCUCUACGACUCCAACUCUCAACCAAUCGGUGAUGUGGUUGUCGAAUCUGCCACGGAAUGCCCACAGAUCGAAGAAUCCAUGGAAACUACAAAAACGCAUAUAAAAAAAGUAGUUCGUGUUCGAUUUGCAUGCGUUAUUAACUAUCACACACGUUUCCACGGUAGCUUGGUAGAGGUGAACAAUCAGGAUAUCGAGAUCGUAGAAGGCCUUGUUGACGUCAUCAAACAACGUCGUGAACGAGAAGCACAGGUGCAAUGCAUUAGGAAUGUCCAUCUAAUGCGCGCUGGCGAUUGUACCCUCUGGAAGGACUGAUGUGUCGCUACAUAUUUAUCUGGUCGGCGAUUCGUGAGGCGGAAUGAAUUAAUACUCCCCGCGGAGUUACACAAGUGUGAUCAGGUCAGAUUUCGUGCUCAGGCUCGAGCGAUUACGUACAUUACCAACAAUGUACAACACACAUGUACGUCAUUGUACGUGUACCUAGCCCAAUUGUUCACGAACAAUAGACACGGGAUUGCUGAGGGACUGUGAAUCAAUUGUGAUAGCAAAACAUAUUUAAAGUAUAUAUUUACAAUUUUCUGUUUGUCCCUUUCUUGUACACAUGUUGGUGCAAUCUUGUUUUCAAGAAAGAUGGAAGUUGUUUUUGCAAAUGUUUGUUGUUGAAAUUAUCAAUAAAAGCUUUGGUUAUGAAA
Molecule: messenger RNA, 1487 nt
Organism: Pecten maximus
Lineage: Eukaryota; Metazoa; Mollusca; Bivalvia; Pectinida; Pectinidae
Source: RefSeq, a predicted model, not a curated record